AUUUUCCGUCAGGGACAUUGCGGAAAUGUUAGCGCUAUGGAUUGCAAAAGUGUCUAGCUCUGGAACAAGGUUGAAACCUGUGAUGCGCAUUUCAGAAUGCAGAAAAAUCUCUCAUGCAUAGGCAGCAAAAGUCGCCCACUUUCUGUCACAAAAAUCAGGGAUUUGUCGUGCGGAUUCGGCAUUGCGAACGCUUCUCGAAACCUGUGAUGCUAGAGCUUCCAUGCUAGACCUUCUGUGUCAUGCACAAGCAGCAUGAUUCUUCCAGACCCAGACAUUUUUACAUUUGAUAAGCGCGACAGCUAAAAAUGGGCGGGGUCGACGCAAUGAUGCAGGCCUUGGCGAAGAGGCUCCAGAAGUUCUCGACCAAGUCCAUGAAUGUGGAGUACCAUGACCGAGCCGUGUUCGAAGCCAUGGUGGGAAAAGCUGCAGACGAUGAUAAAGCGAACGGCAAAACGGACCUUGGCAACCUCGGGGCCUACGUGACGAAACUGGCGGCCAAGUGCGCGUGGGUGAAGUUGGUGCGGGGAAGUUCGGGGUGGCAGGAGUGCUUCAUAUCCUGAGUAAAAACGUCCCCAUACGAGAGUCAAGAUGGGAAAUGUGCUAGACAAAGGAGCCAGCUUUGGUUGUUUCGCAUGACACGUUUGUACUCGUAGUGUAGUGCUGUUUAGCUAGUUCAGAAGCAUCACUUACCUAGCACAUCAUGCUGAUUCUAGCAUCACAAAUACCAGAACACGACGAGAAAACGCGUCUCAUACAGCUCCGCAUGAGAAACUUUUUGGCACGCAGAUUUGCGGGACAACUCUGGCGUGGGGACGUUUUUACACAGGAUACUUCACGAAGGAGAUUUACAAGGUGUACCAGGAAGCCACUUGGCAAGACGCGAAAUGCUACGCGGAAGCGGCGGAACGAUGGAUCUCUAAGGGAGGACUGUCGGCUGGUGGUGAGGACGAACUACGCAACAUUACCAGCGUGGACCAGAUUCUCGCGUCCGGCGUGGCAGGUGUUGCCAGCAGCAGUGGCACAACUACAACUUCUGGCGCAACAACUGCAAGCUCAAGCACGGUGUUGAACAACAAGCCGAGUACAACUGUUGAAACGAAGAAAGCGGAACUGCUUCGCUCGUUCAAAAAUGCAGGGUUGGUG
This is a messenger RNA of Amoebophrya sp. A120, 1143 nucleotides long. The record is from the annotation of a GenBank genome assembly. NCBI's taxonomy places the organism in Eukaryota, Dinophyceae, Syndiniales, Amoebophryaceae.